This is a messenger RNA of Calypte anna (Anna's hummingbird), 1558 nucleotides long. It is a transcript of the gene MEMO1, whose product is annotated as mediator of cell motility 1. Lineage: Eukaryota; Metazoa; Chordata; Aves; Apodiformes; Trochilidae. The transcript has 9 exons. Bases 95 to 988 code for a protein of 297 amino acids. The record is from RefSeq and is a predicted model, not a curated record.
GCCGGGGGAGGAGGGGGAGCAGCGCCGCCGCCGCCGCGGCCGGGCCCGUCCCCCACCGCCUCCCCCGAACACCAUAGGCGGCUCCGGCACCAAGAUGUCCAACCGGGUGCUCUGCCGGGAGGCCAGCCACGCCGGCAGCUGGUACACAGCCUCAGGACCCCAGCUGAAUGCUCAACUAGAAGGUUGGCUUUCUCAAGUACAGUCCACAAAGAGACCUGCUAGAGCCAUCAUUGCACCCCAUGCAGGAUAUACCUAUUGUGGAUCUUGUGCAGCCCAUGCUUACAAACAAGUGGACCCUAAUAUUACCCGAAAAAUUUUCAUUCUCGGGCCUUCCCACCAUGUGCCCCUUUCCCGAUGUGCACUUUCCAGUGUGGACAUUUAUAGAACACCUCUGUACGAUCUCCGAAUUGACCAAAAGAUUUAUGGAGAACUGUGGAAGACUGGAAUGUUUGAGCGUAUGUCCCUACAGACAGAUGAAGAUGAACACAGUAUUGAAAUGCAUUUGCCUUACACUGCUAAAGCCAUGGAAAGCCAUAAGGAUGAGUUUACUAUUAUUCCUGUGUUGGUUGGAGCACUGAGUGAGUCAAAAGAGCAGGAAUUUGGGAAACUCUUCAGUAAAUACCUAGCUGAUCCUAGUAACCUCUUUGUGGUUUCUUCUGACUUUUGCCAUUGGGGUCAGAGGUUCCGUUACAGUUACUAUGAUGAAUCCCAAGGAGAAAUUUAUAGAUCCAUUGAGCACCUAGAUAAAAUGGGUAUGAGCAUUAUAGAGCAGCUAGAUCCUGUAUCUUUUAGCAAUUACUUGAAGAAAUACCAUAACACAAUAUGUGGGAGACAUCCUAUUGGCGUAUUAUUAAAUGCUAUCAACGAGCUCCAGAAGAAUGGAAUGAACAUGAGCUUUUCCUUUUUGAAUUAUGCUCAGUCGAGCCAGUGUCGGAACUGGCAGGACAGCUCCGUGAGUUACGCAGCUGGAGCGCUGAUGGUCCAUUGAACCGCUGACUGCUCAGGGAUGGCACCUGCACACGCUCUGUACACGGGGUCCCAGCCCAGCCCUUACAAAGAUACAGUCCCUGUCUUUGGGUAUACUGAAACCUCAAACUAAUAGAACUCUCUUCUUUUCUAGUAGGUGUAGUCCUUCCUUAGGUUCAACUCAUUUAAAAAUGCUUUCUUGUCUAGGACAAUUGAAAGAGGGCUGGCGUGGAAACAAUUUUGUGAUUUUAUUUAUAUAUAUUUUCUUUUUUUUUUUGGAAAAGAUUAUGGGUCUGAAGGCAUGGUGGCAGACAGUCCUUACAAUACAACAUGUAAAGCAUUUACCAUAUCCUAAAUUCGCACUCUUUGCAGACCUGUGCACAUGUACUCAGCUUUCAGAAUAGUUUUGCAAGUUGUAAACAGAUAAAGGGGUGGAAGCUUUUUAAUAAAAGAAAAAAAAAAAGAAAACAAUGCAUUUAUAAAUGAUCCUGUAUUAGAAUAUAAUAAAACUCCAGUAUAGUCAGUUACUACCCAUGAUGUACAACAGAUAUCUUCUAUUUUAGUUGCUAAUAAAGGGCUACACAAACCAAAA